UAGUUACACUGAUAGAGGGAUAUGGGAAGAGUAUGUACUUACCUAGUUGUGCUUGCGGGGAUCGAGCAUCGGCUCUUUGAUCCCGCCUCUCAACUGUCACUACUGGUGUACAGGUUCCUGAGCUUAUCGGGUUCUAUCAUAUCUGCAUUUGAAACUGUUUAUGGAGUCAGCCUCCUCCACACCACUUCCUAAUGUAUUCAAUUAAGUACUCUGACACUUUUUCUAAUAUCUGUCACUCAUUUGGACACUCAGUUUCCACCUUUGUACCCUUGUGCGAGUACCACCCGUGUUAAAUAAUCCGUCCUUAUCUUCCCUGUCAAUUAUCCCGAGAAUUUGUAUGUGUUAAGCAUCAUGUCCCCCUAUAACUCUUCUGUGCUCCAGCGACGCGAGAUGCAAUUCACGCAGCCUUUCCUCGUAGCUCAUGCCUCUUAGUUCUGUGACUAGGCUAGUGGCAUACCUUUGAACUUUCACAAGUGAGUCUGACACAAAGCAAAACUGGAGAAAGUUCAAAUGUGUGAGUGGAGAAGGGGAGAGCGUGUGUUGGAGGGAGAUGGAUAUAGUGGGAAGAUGUUUACAGUGGAGACUGUGUUGGGAAAAUGCAUAAAGCGAAAUGGGGAAGAAGUGUGAUGGGGUGACAAGAAGCGUGGAUGUUGGAAGAGAUGGUGUGUGUGUGUGUCUAACCUAACUUAGCCAUCGAUAAAAUCAUCAGGACAAAUGGGGAGGGGGGACCUUUGACAAACCGCCGGCUUCCGAUCUUGGUCGAGGCCACUAUAGUGAGAUGGUGGCCCUCAGUUAAAUUCAGGUAGAAAAUAAACACUAAUUACAUUGUAGUUUUGCAAGUGAUUACCUCCAAGGUACCUCGACCUCCCUGAGAACUGGUUGCCGAAAUUAACUUGUUUGUGGGUGGACAGGGACGGCGGAGGAGCGGGGCCUGGUAGGGUGGCAGGCGCAGCUGGACGCCGGCCGGGGAGACUCCUCCAGUUACCACCUCCCCUUCGUCAUGCCUGCCCUCAGGAGGAUAAAAUGGCUGAGAUAUCUACCCUGCAGCCCCACCUUUAGGGGCUUCAGACGAACGAAACGCAAAGCUGAACACGCCGCCACCACCACGGCCUCGCCUACAGCUGUACUCUCCACCACACCUGCCACCAAAUUUACACGUAAAGCUGUAUCUGCCACGACGCCCGAUCGUGAAGCUGUGUUCUCAACCGAGCCCAACGUCGUACACGGCGCCAAGCCGACGCUUGAAGCCGCGUACAUAGCAGCGUCAAGUGAUGCAGAGACGUUGCUUCAUGAGGCUAAUGUGGCGCCAGGAAUCCCGUUGUUACAGCGCUAGUGAUCCCCCGGUUGGUAUGGCCCCUGUUAACUCCCCGUUGUUAAGGCGCCAGUAAUAAUGUUGUUACGGCUCCAUUAACCUCUGUUGUUAUGGCGCCUGUGAAAUGUCCGCCAGUCACUCAGUCAAUAUUCGAAGCUGUGUGGCCAGUUUCGUUAAUGCCUGAAGCUGUACCCAUCACCCCCACACCUGAAGCUGUUCCCAAGACCCCCUACACCUGAAGCUGUACCCAAGAACCCCACACAUGAAGCUGUACCAACCCACACACACAUUGUCAGGUUUGCCGACGACCGGGUCAGCUUGGGAGUGCUUCUUCAGUAAACCUGCUGCACACAUAGAUCACCACAGCUCUAAGCUUCGGUCUGUAUGGCUUAAAAAUCUUACAAAAAGGCGAAGGAUCUAAUGGCCGCAGGACUAACGAGGCCGAGCACCCUCACCUACACGCCCCUCCUCACACCGUGAUGUCACAUGGACAACUGAUUACCCCGAGGCGGAGUCAAAUGAGAGUCCGCUGAGGCAUGACGUCAUAUGUCUGCUCCUAUUGGUCAUACUAG
Molecule: messenger RNA, 1884 nt
Organism: Procambarus clarkii (red swamp crayfish)
Lineage: Eukaryota; Metazoa; Arthropoda; Malacostraca; Decapoda; Cambaridae
Product: solute carrier family 23 member 1
Biological process (GO): transmembrane transport
Cellular component (GO): membrane
Molecular function (GO): transmembrane transporter activity
Source: RefSeq, a predicted model, not a curated record